Prunus armeniaca (apricot) is the source of this 774-nucleotide messenger RNA. NCBI's taxonomy places the organism in Eukaryota, Viridiplantae, Streptophyta, Magnoliopsida, Rosales, Rosaceae. The record is from the annotation of a GenBank genome assembly.
AUGCCUUUCGAAGACGAUCCGUACCGCGACGAAGAUGGGGAGCCAUUGAUGGACUACGAUGACUUCGGAGCGGGUCGUGACCCAUCUCCCGAGCCCCACCAAGAUGACGGCCUAGAAGACAACGACGAUUUGCGCGAUCGAGACCAGUCCCAGACCCCCGUCUACGAUGCCGACCCCUCGUCCUUGAAAUCCAAGCCAAGGAAGCGGCUAAUCAAGAAGAGCCACGUGGGAAAACUGCCUGUGAGCUCUGAUUUGGUGGACGAUGAUGGAGAGGAUGGAGAUGAGGGCAGUGGGAAGAGGCUGAAGAAGGAGAAGAGGCAUAAGGGAGAGAAGAAGGGACCCAAAUUUCCAAGGAGAUCCUUUUCCGACAAGGCGGCCACGGAUGGUGAGGUCAAGGAGAUGUGGGACACCAUCGCCGGCGGCGAUUCUGAGGAUGAUCAAGAGGGUGUCAGGACAUUUGAUGAUGACAACUUUAUAGAUGACACUGGUGUGCAUCCUGCUGACCGGUAUGGAAGUGACAAUGAACGUUCUCCUAGUCAUCAUCCUCAGGCUGAGGAGGGUGAGGAAGAUGAUGAAAUCAAGGAACUAUUUAAGAUGGGUAAGAAAAGGAAGAAGAAUGAAAAAAGUCCAGCAGAAAUAGCAUUGCUGGUUGAGAAUGUCAUGGCUGAGCUCGAGGUUACAGCUGAAGAGGAUGCAGAAUUUAAUAGACAGGGGAAACCUGCCAUUAAUAAGCUCAAGAAGUUGCCUCUUCUUACAGAGGUCCUCUCAAAGUAA